CGGAGCCAGGGACGCCCCCAAACGCAGACCCCCGCACUGGGGUCUGGUGGUGGGUGGGUCCCCAGGCCCUGAGAGGCAGGGCUAGGAGAACCCAGGUGUCCAGACACCCCAGAGCAGGCAAGGAGCAUCAGCGAACAUCACAGCCUUGAGCAGAGAAGGAGCAGGCUCUGAACUCCGCCAUGAUCCUGCUGCUGCCCCCCACCCCCUUCCUGCUUUUCCUGCUGUUGCUGCUGUGGGGGUACAUGGAGGCCCAGCAGCCCACUCAGCCCCACUCCAUCAAGAUUGAGGGUGACAUCACUCUGGGGGGGCUCUUCCCAGUGCACUCGAGGGGCCCAGCAGGGGUACCCUGUGGGGCAGUGAAGAAAGAGAAGGGCAUCCACCGUAUGGAAGCCAUGCUCUAUGCCCUGGACCAAGUCAACAGCGACCCCCAGCUCCUGCCUAACCUCACACUGGGUGCCCGCAUCCUUGACACCUGCUCCCGUGACACCUACGCCCUGGAGCAGUCACUGACUUUUGUCCAAGCCCUGAUCCAGAAGGACACAACUGAAGUGCGCUGCUCCGAUGGGCGCCCGCCCAUCCUGCCCCGGCCUGAGCGGGUGGUGGGCGUCAUUGGGGCCUCGGCCAGCUCCGUCUCCAUCAUGGUAGCCAAUGUGCUGAGGCUCUUUGCGAUCCCACAGAUCAGCUAUGCAUCCACAGCGCCGGAGCUGAGCGACAACACACGCUAUGAGUACUUCAGCCGCGUGGUGCCCCCAGACUCCUACCAGGCCCAGGCCAUGGUGGACAUAGUCCAGGCACUGGGCUGGAACUACGUGUCCACACUGGCCUCUGAGGGCAACUAUGGUGAGAGUGGGGUCGAGGCCUUUGGGCAGAUAUCCAGGGAAGCUGGUGGGCUCUGUAUCGCCCAGUCCAUCAAGAUCCCAAGGGAGCCAAAGCCAGGCGAGUUCGACAAGCUCAUCAAGCGGCUCAUGGAGACUCCCAAUGCUCGUGGCAUCAUUCUCUUCGCUAACGAGGAUGACAUCAAGCGGGUGCUGGAGGCAGCAGCCCAGGCCAACCUGACAGGGCACUUCCUGUGGGUCGGCUCUGACAGCUGGGGGGCCAAGACAGCACCAGUUCUGGGCCACGAGGAUGUGGCUGAGGGUGCUGUCACCAUUCUGCCCAAGCGCACACCCAUUGAAGGCUUUGAUCAAUACUUCACUUCCCGCUCCCUGGAGAACAACCGCCGCAACAUCUGGUUUGCCGAGUUCUGGGAGGACGACUUCAGCUGCAAGCUGACGCGCCCAGGCAGCGCCGCCGGCUCCGAGCUAGCCCGCAAAUGCACCGGGGCAGAGCGCAUCGGGCAGGACUCGCCCUACGAGCAGGAGGGGAAGGUACAGUUCGUCAUCGAUGCUGUCUACGCUAUGGCCCAUGGACUCCACGCCAUGCACCAGGCCCUAUGCCCUGGUGCCCCUGGCCUCUGUCCCCUCAUGGACCCCCUGGAUGGGCAUGACCUGCUGCAGUUCAUCCGUGCUGUCAGCUUCAACGGCAGCGCUGGGACUCCUGUCACCUUCAAUGAGAAUGGUGAUGCCCCUGGACGCUAUGACAUCUUCCAGUACCAGGUGACCAAUGCCAGCACCCCCGGCUACCGUGCCAUUGGCACCUGGACAGAGACCCUGCGGCUCAACCUGGAGGACAUGCAGUGGUCUGGCGGUUCCCGGGCCAUUCCCCCCUCCCUGUGUAGCCUCCCCUGUGGCCCUGGUGAACGCAAGGCACUGGUGAAAGGUGUCCCCUGCUGCUGGCACUGUGAGCUGUGUGAUGGCUACCGCUACCAGGCCGACGAGAGCACCUGCCUGCCUUGCCCCUAUGACCAGCGGCCUAGCCACAACCGCACCUCCUGUGAGCCCACACCUGUAGUCACCCUGGGCUGGGGGUCCCCCUGGGCUGCUGUGCCUGUGGCGUUGGCUGUGGUUGGCAUGGGAGCCACUCUCUUUGUCCUUGUGACCUUUGUGCGGCACAACGACACACCAGUAGUGAGAGCCUCAGGCCGGGAGCUCAGCUACCUCCUUCUAGCCGGCAUCCUGCUGGUCUACUUGGCCACCUUCCUGCUGGUGGCUGAGCCACAGGCCAGUGUCUGCGCUGGCCGGCGCCUGCUACUGGGGCAAGGCUUAGCUGUGACCUACGCAGCACUGCUGACCAAGACCAACCGCAUCUACCGCAUCUUCGAACAGGGGAAGAAAUCCGUAACCCCCCCCCGCUUCAUCAGUCCCCGCUCCCAGCUGGUCAUCGCCGGGGGGCUCUCACUAGUUCAAGCUGCUGGUGCGUUGGCCUGGGUGGCGGCUUCCCCGCCCCACGCUGUGGUGGACUUUGCCCGUGGGAGGCACGGGGACCCCCGUGAAGCUCGGGCUGUGCUGCGGUGCGACAUGUCCGACCUGUCCAUCCUGGGCUGCUUGGCCUAUGGUCUGGGGCUCAUGGCCACAGGCACCAUCUACGCUGUCAAGGCUCGUGGCGUGCCCGAGGCCUUCAACGAGGCCAAGCCUGUGGGCUUCGCCAUGUACACCACCUGCGUUGUCUGGCUCGCAUUCGUGCCCAUCUUCUUCGGCACUGCCCAGGCUGAGGAGAAGCUGUACGUCCAGACGGCGACGCUGACUGUGUCACUGAGCCUGAGUGCGUCCGUGCCGCUAGGGCUGCUCUUCCUGCCCAAGGUGCACGUGGUGCUGCUGCGGCCCGAGCUCAACGUGGCCAAGCGCAAGCGCAGCCUCAAGACGGCGACCGGCCCCGCACCCGAAGGACAGGCCCCGCCUCCCUGAGCCCGGCCACCCCAGAAGCACCAGGACCCAAAGAAGAGCAAGAAGACCGGGGGGAGGGGGGAAGUGGGUAAGAGCUGAGGGGAGGAGGCAAGAGGGCAAUAAACCCUCAUUUUGUAGAGAAGCAACCCAAGUUGCUCCAUGGGGUGGGGGCUCAGAUGCCUGGGUUCCUUUCUGCAGUCCCCCCCAACAUUCAAUGGAAGUCACUGGACCCCCUUUCCAGAGUGAGGAGAAAACCUAGGCUCAC
Alligator sinensis (Chinese alligator) is the source of this 3027-nucleotide messenger RNA. Its product is annotated as metabotropic glutamate receptor 6-like. Bases 180 to 2783 code for a protein of 867 amino acids. Gene Ontology annotation, biological process: regulation of synaptic transmission, glutamatergic; G protein-coupled glutamate receptor signaling pathway. The record is from RefSeq and is a predicted model, not a curated record. Gene Ontology annotation, molecular function: adenylate cyclase inhibiting G protein-coupled glutamate receptor activity. The transcript has 11 exons. Gene Ontology annotation, cellular component: membrane. NCBI's taxonomy places the organism in Eukaryota, Metazoa, Chordata, Crocodylia, Alligatoridae.